This is a messenger RNA of Protobothrops mucrosquamatus (brown spotted pit viper), 1341 nucleotides long. It is a transcript of the gene ONECUT1, whose product is annotated as one cut homeobox 1. The record is from RefSeq and is a predicted model, not a curated record. Gene Ontology annotation, molecular function: DNA-binding transcription factor activity, RNA polymerase II-specific; RNA polymerase II cis-regulatory region sequence-specific DNA binding. The coding region runs from base 1 to 1341 and encodes 446 amino acids. Gene Ontology annotation, cellular component: nucleus. NCBI's taxonomy places the organism in Eukaryota, Metazoa, Chordata, Lepidosauria, Squamata, Viperidae. Gene Ontology annotation, biological process: regulation of transcription by RNA polymerase II. The transcript is spliced from 2 exons.
AUGGCGCACCUCUGCAAACUCCCGGGACUCGGCCGUGAGACGGUGGAGCGCGUGGUGGAGCAGCUGAGCGCCAGCUCUCCGGACCGCGCGUCGGGCAUGCAACCGGGCGGCGGCCACCCCUUAGCUCCCCCAACAGGCGCCAUGGCCAUGGCUAUGGCUAUGGAUGGCGGCGGCGGCGGCGGCGGGGGGGAAGAAUACCAAUCCCAUGCGCAUCACCCGAGCUCCGCGGAACCCCCGCUGGGCGGACCGCUGCACCCCCUGACUGGGAGCUGUCAGAGUCCCGCCGGGCUGACCGGGAGCAGCAGCUACACUACUCUGACGCCCCUGCAACCGCCCCUGCCGCCCAUCUCCACCGUUUCGCCCAAGUUUCCUCACCAUCCCCAGUCACACCCGCAAGCGCAUCACAGGUUGGCGGGCAACUUUACUCUCUUGUCCGACAAUCUUUACCCCUCACCCUACCCCAAAGAAGUGGCCGGCCUGGGACAGACUCUCUCCCCAUUGGGCGGGCUCCACAACACCCAGCAAGCCCUGUCGCAUUACGCCGACGCCGGAGUCGCCAUGCCGGCCGAGAAAAUGCUUACCCCCAGCGGCUUCGAAGCGCAGCACCCACCCCUCUUAGCCCGGCCGGGUGACCAGCAUCUCACCCAGUCUACAGCAUGCCUGGUUCCGCUUGGCGGGAUCCCCCGACAACCUCACACCCAUCUGAGCGCCCGAGGGCACGGGCAGAUCCAGGCCUCCUCCAGGGAACCUAAGCCCGCCGCCGCCGCCGCCGCCGCGCAAGGGAGCGCUGGGAAUCACUCAGGGCAGCUGGAAGAGAUCAACACCAAGGACGUGGCCCAACGGAUCACCACCGAGCUGAAGCGCUACAGCAUCCCGCAAGCCAUCUUCGCCCAGAGGGUCCUCGGCCGCUCGCAGGGAACGCUUUCCGACCUGUUGAGGAACCCUAAGCCCUGGAGCAAGCUCAAAUCUGGGCGGGAGACCUUUCGCAGGAUGUGGAAGUGGCUGCAGGAGCCCGAAUUCCAGCGGAUGUCUGCACUCCGAUUGGCAGCUUGUAAACGGAAGGAGCAAGAUCAAGGGAAAGACCGAGGAAAUGCACUCAAAAAACCCAGACUGGUCUUUACUGAUGUUCAGCGCCGAACUCUCUAUGCAAUAUUCAAGGAAAAUAAACGUCCUUCCAAAGAAUUACAGAUCACCAUUUCCCAUCAGUUGGGGCUGGAGCUGAGCACCGUUAGCAAUUUCUUCAUGAACGCACGACGGAGGAGCCUAGAUAAAUGGCAAGUUGAGGGCUGUGCCGACUCAGGCAGUUUGUCCUCUUCUUCUAGCACUUGUACCAAAGCUUAA